AUGCAGUGCUUCGGGGAUGGCUGGAGAUGCUGGAGCACCCUUGCGGCGAGUUGCCGUCGGCUCCUCGCUGCGCAAGCUGUCGAGGCUCCGGCCAAUGUUGCAGGAGCCGAGCCACGCUCCGGAGGCAAAAGGUCUCAGAAGAAAAAGGCACAGGCCUUGGGCAACCAGACAUCUCUGGGCUUCUGCGCUGACACUGUUGGGACGACCCAGGCAUGGCCGAUGUGGGAGAGUUUUUGUGUGCAGGUCGGCGUGGACCUAGUGGGCAGGGCAGUGAUGUUUCGCCUGGGGGCCCCGCUCGCCCUGCUGGGCCUGCUCCUUCCUGCUGCGUCGCUUCCCUUCGCCGAAGACGACGAGUGCAACGGCAGCGACGGCUCCGAGUGUGCCUUGCAGGCUUUGCAAAGACGCGCGGUGCAAGGUGAGUCUUCUUCCGAAGUCUCCCUGGAAGAAUCUAACAGCAGCUUCCUCUACUGCCACGAAAGCUGUUGGUUGAAGUAUGGCUUUGUGAAAGGAGACUGCAGAUGCGAUCGGCACAGAGGUUGGUAUAUGUGGAUAUGCUGGAAGCGGAACGGGGUGCGCAUUAAGCCGGAGUACGGCCAUCAGUUCAACUGUCAUGGCCUGACACAUGCGGCCCCCGCGCCACCCCCACCACCCCCACCAAAGGAGUAUACGUCCUCCUACAAUCCUAAGUACCGCGUGAGAAACCCAGCGCUGGUGAACGCCAGUACUGCUCCGCUCAUGACGUUCCAUCUCUACCGGGUUCAAAGUGAUGCCAACUAUAGCUGUUGUGCAAAUGCUGACGUGACGACGGCUGGUGCAGCCAUGUUCUAUUUGCACAACGAGAUCGUCUGGCAUGCCAAGUCGCGAGCUGGUACGAAUUUUGCAGACCCGAAAACGCGAAUUCGUCGGUACAAAGUGUGGACGCGAGCCACACAGCCGUUGUACGACCUCGGCAUGAACUUCGGCGUUAUGAACGAGUUCGACAUUACAGAGUGCACUGGCCCCUUCGAUUGCGAGAACUUUAAGCGCUUUGGGUACACGGUUGGCUGCGAGAACUGGGUUGAAGGAUCAGCUGCGAACUUCCCACAUCAGAAGUGGAACAAGUUGAACUUCUAUCCGAAUGCUGCAUGGUUCAGCUUGCCGGGCCCAUGCCCCUUCGGCAAGCUGGACGCGAAAAGUGCAAGCUGCAAGGCCUCUCAGCCGGGUGGCCAGUGUCCCGAGGGUAUUCUCCCAGAUGGAUCAGGAGACUGCACCUACCAAAUCGCUCCUGCUGGAGAGAUCCGCAUCGAUGACUUGGUCGGCAUCACAGAGGAGACUGGCAACUAUGCCAAUUUCAUCAAGGUCGGCGGACGCGAAUACGAUCCAGUCAUCGACCAGGGUGUCCACUUGAACUUCUGGGACGGACGGUUUGAUGCAAUGCUUUGUGAAUGGCGGACCAAGAAGCUGGAAGACAUGUUUGCAAAGAAGUAUCCGGACGAUCCAACCAUCGAAGCGCCGGAGUGUGACUUCAACAAGUGGAAGUUCUAUCACGGCACUUCGCACAAGCCGUGA
Symbiodinium sp. CCMP2456 is the source of this 1548-nucleotide messenger RNA. The record is from the annotation of a GenBank genome assembly. NCBI's taxonomy places the organism in Eukaryota, Dinophyceae, Suessiales, Symbiodiniaceae.